AUGGCGAGCGGCGGCGGCUACUACUCGCCGUACUACCAGCCGGCAGCGCCGUACUACUACAACUACAAAUACCCGCAGCAGCGAGUACGCGGCGGCGGCGGGCAGUCGUCGUCGGUGUACGCCUUCAUCCUCCUCGUCACGGUCUCCAUCAUCGCGGCCACCACGCUCUACACGUGGUGCGAGUCGGCGAUGGAGAGCCUGGUCGACCAGCUCCGGCGCCUCCUCAUCCUGUCCCCGCUGAUAGUCAUCAUCGCGGCGUAG
Messenger RNA from Miscanthus lutarioriparius, 261 nucleotides. The record is from the annotation of a GenBank genome assembly. NCBI's taxonomy places the organism in Eukaryota, Viridiplantae, Streptophyta, Magnoliopsida, Poales, Poaceae.